CAGAACUGGGGGCAGGGCGGCCCUCGAGAUGGCUGGCCCCGGUUGUGUCGCUCCUCAGCUUUCGCUGGCAUCGGCCCCGCUGUUCCGUGCCCGACUGGGCAGAGCCAGGGUGGAAUAAGCCAAGCGUGACCAGCAGUUUUGUUCCUGUUGGGUCUUUUAGCAUAGUGGGCAGAGGCUGCAGGAUCCUAGUAUCUGUCUCUGCAUGUUUUUACCUUUGAGUCCAGCCUUUCCGACUGAUACUUUGCAAUCUUCCUGAUUUAUAUCGAAGAAUUUCUGGGCAUACAAAGGCAGGAGAGCAAGGCUUGGCUGGGUGUCUGUAGGAUGGCCCUCCAUAAUUGGUAGGGGUGUUGUGAUUCCUUUUGGAGAUGGCUAUUGUUCUGAAUGCUGACUGGAGCUUGGAAGUUAAAAGUUCUUUGUGGCUGUAACAGAAGGGAGUGAGAGCUUCAGGGUACCUGGCAAGAACUGUUGACUUCUAGAGGUUGGAAACAUUACAGAACACUGGACCAUGUCAACAGCAGGAGUUGCUGCUCAGAAGAUGCAAAUCCCAUUAAAGACUGGAUUUCUCCAUGAUGGUCAAGGCCUUGGGAAUCUGAAAACCUGCUGGAGUGGCCACAGUGAAUUUGAAAAUACUUUCUUUAGCAUGGACCCUAUUGCAGUAGCAUAUAAUCUGAAUCCUUCCAUUGAGCAACAACUGCCAUCUGCUGGAAACAUUUCAAACCAAAGGGUCACGAAUAACUGCUGCUUUGCUGAAAACUUCAUCGGAGUCCAGUCUCAAAAAUUCAGCCCACCUCCGAGUCCAAAAAGCGAGCAGCUGAGUUUGAAGCUUGAGGAUCACUUGCUUCCUGGCUUCAGCAAAUUGUCAGUAGCAAUGGGCUGUGUUUCUGAAAAAACUCCUCCUAACACACCAGUGAAAAGUGAGCCUGCACAAUUCCCUUUUGCGCCUUCCAGUGACCGCAGCUCCAGGCCACUACCUCCACUACCUGUUUUGAAGGACCUCUUUCCAGAUGUUGAUAAAGAGGUGGAAUUCCUGACUUCCUCUGACACCGACUUGUUGUUAGAAGACUAUGGGCUUUCUCCCUUUAAAUCCAGUGCUCCAAGCAGGAGGAGCUUUAGGGGAUGUGGACAAAUCAAUUAUGCAUAUUUUGAUACUUCAGCACAUUCUACAACAGAAGAUGCCAACUCUGCAGCUAAUCCAAAUAGAUGUACGCACAACCAGUGUCCUCCCUUGCAGCAGCUGCAUCGACGUUUGCGAAGGUCUCAUUCGGGGCCAGCUGGAUCACUUAAUAAGCCUGUAAUGAGGAUAUGUAGCUACUUCAAUAGGGCUUCUCCAAAUUCUGAUGAUGAUAAACCAGAGGUCCCCCCCAGGGUUCCUAUCCCUCCAAGGGCUCUCAAACCAGAUUAUAGGCGGUGGUCAGCAGAAGUUGCUUCUAGUGCAUACAGUGAUGAAGACAGGCCUCCAAAAGUGCCCCCGAGAGAACCUUUGUCAUGCAGCAAUUCCCGUACACCAAGCCCUAAAAGUCUGCCAUCGUACUUCAAUGGGGUCAUGCCCCCCACACAGAGUUUUGCUCCUGACCCAAAAUAUGUCAGCAGCAAAGCUCUACAGAGACAAAAUAGUGAGGGAUCUGCCAACCGGGUCCCUUGUAUUCUUCCCAUUAUUGAAAAUGGUAAGAAGGCCAGUUCAACACACUACUAUCUGUUGCCUGAAAGGCCUUUAUAUCUGGACAAGUACGAGAGAUUUUUGAGAGAAGUAGAAGAACCUAGCUCAAGUGCAGAGGUGCAGUCCUGGUCUGGUGACUGUACCACAUCUUCAGAUACAGCAAAGUUGGACUCCAAAACUAGGAUGGACGUGGUGAGCCAUGUGAAACAGAAAUAUUUGUCCUAUGUGGUUUCUCCAUAGACUCUGGGAAUGUAGUAUAAUACAGUUGCUCAGAUUGGAGUAGAUUUAACUAUGAGUGGAUUUAACCAAGCUCUUGAGAACCAAAGAGUUCCUCAAAUAAUGAAGUACUACAGUUGAUCCUGUCAGGAGGAAACUGAGAAAGUAGAAAAUAGUUGAAUCCUCUUGGAGUGCACCUCUCUCCCCAUUGUCCCUUCGGACUCCAGUUUUCUGUCUUUAAUCUGUAUAAUUGGAAGGCUAUAAUAAUUCCACAGAAACAUGGAGUAGCCACAGUCAUGGUUGGCCAGUCGCAUGCUUUCCUGAGGUAAUAUAUUUGUAAAGGUGCAUUGUGGGGUGGGAGGAGUUGUUGGGGGAGGGGGAGUUAAAUACUAUCCUGAAGUAAGUGAGCUUCCUUCCUCCCUUCCCUUCCUCCCUUCCCUUCCCUAAUGAGAAGGAAACAGCACAAUCCGACCUUCACUUUGAGAUUUUUGAAGUGUAUUGGAGAGAGUUGAGACUUUUUUUUGUCUUGAUAUCUUGACAAAGUAUUAGGAUGGUUGCAGAGUUCAAUGAAAUUAGAUGUCCCCUGCUUUAUAGAGCCUUUUGGUCCUUUACCUGACUAAGAGGCACUCAGUAGAAGUCUGGUUUUCCUAACUAACUACUGCUAAACUUCACCCACUGUUCCUUCCCUUGUGGAUCCAAAGAAGGUAUGACCUACUGUCUUGAAAUUAGCAAGGCAAUGAGAUCUGUGUACAGGUGCUAGUGAAUGGUUGCGGUGAAAACAUGCUUAUCUAAUCCCCACUUCUGACCUGUAUUAUAAAUGGAAACACAACACAAGCAGGUCUCGUGUUCUGGUUUCUAUUAAGUAUUUUGUAGUGAGAGAAAGGGAUAUCUGUAACAGAUAUGAUUCCACUUGUGGACAGUGUCGGCCACAUGAACCUUUUGCUUUUUAGGUACUGCUAUCUUCUGUGUCACACUUCCCCCUGCAUUCUGUCUCCUUGAUGGAUGUAGGUGUAAUGAGAUGCCAUGUUCAUACAUUAGCAGUUUUUCGUGCAUACCUUGACUGUUUAUCCUUAUGUAGAUAAGCACAAGAGCAAGGGUGCUUAUAAAUGAAGGUACAUGAUGGUGCUGCACUUCCAACUGAUGAAAGAAACAAACCUUACUGUUUAAACUGCUGAAUGAAAUAUUUGAGCUAUUCUAAAGCUUACUUUUUAGUUUAGUUGCAAACUAAAUGAAGGUGAAAUGCAUGCUGUAAAAAUGCACUGAGAUUUCAGCAUCAUGUGUACAGUAUUGGACAAAAUUCACUUUGUAUUUUGAAUAUUGCAAUAUUUUGAAUUUAUUAAAGCCAUAAUUUACUUAUUUAUAAUA
Molecule: messenger RNA, 3238 nt
Organism: Alligator mississippiensis (American alligator)
Lineage: Eukaryota; Metazoa; Chordata; Crocodylia; Alligatoridae
Gene: ERRFI1
Product: ERBB receptor feedback inhibitor 1
Exons: 4
Coding region: 506-1897 (463 amino acids)
Biological process (GO): negative regulation of epidermal growth factor receptor signaling pathway; regulation of keratinocyte differentiation
Cellular component (GO): extrinsic component of cytoplasmic side of plasma membrane
Source: RefSeq, a predicted model, not a curated record